AUGACGAUCGCAGUCGCCCGUCUCCCAACAGCCACCUUCGGACAAGAACCCAUCAUUGUCUUGACCGUCAUGCUUCUCUUGGAUUACCAGAAUGUGUUGAUUCAGUCCCUCCUCACGGAGCGGUUCUCUGGAGCUCCCCCGGUCUUGAUUGACCAAGUGGUUUCCGACUUCGACGGCGUGACCUUCCACCUGUCGACCCCCGAGUCCAAGACCAAGAUCCUGAUUUCGAUCAAUGUCAAGUGCUUCAAGGAACUGGUCCAAUAUGGCGCCGAGGCUGUACUGCAGAGGGAAUAUGGCCCUUACAUUGUGUCCCCCGAACCCGGUUACGAUUUCUCAGUACAGAUCGAUCUUGAGGAUUUGCCCGCCGAGCAGGAGGCCCGAGAUGAGCUGAUCAUGAAACUCGCCCUCUUGAAACGGAAUGCCAUGGCCGCUCCCUUCGAGAGCGCAUUCGACGAAUUCACCAAACUUGCGGAGGAGGCUUCUCAAUACACGUCGGAAUCGGCACCACAGGGUGUGAAGGAGGGUGGACAGGUCAUGGCUAUCCACUAUCGCGAAGAAGAGGCCAUCUACAUCAAGGCCAACUACGAUCGAGUCACGGUGAUCUUCAGCACCGUGUUCCGCGAGGAAACGGAUCGCAUCUUCGGCAAGGUCUUCCUGCAAGAGUUUGUCGAUGCCCGGCGACGGGUUUUGACGCUACAGAACGCCCCGCAAGUACUGUUUCGCAGCGACCCCCCACUUGAACUGGAAGGUGUGCCCGGUCUCCAGGCUGCGGGCGAGGGCGAAGUCAGCUACGUUACCUUUGUCCUGUUCCCCCGUCACUUGACUCCUCAGCGUCGCUAUGAGAACAUCUCCCACAUCCAGACCUUCCGUGAUUACUUCCACUACCACAUCAAGGCAUCAAAGGUAUUUGUUACCGACAUUUUGGCCGAGCAUCGUUUGACUUAUUAUCUCCCACAGGCGUAUAUCCAUACCCGAAUGAGAAAGAGGACGGCGGACUUCCUCCAAGUUCUCAACCGAGCUCGACCAGAGAACGAAGAGCGCGAGCGCAAGACGGCCAGUGGUCGUACAUUCCGAGUGCAGGCUUAA
Molecule: messenger RNA, 1086 nt
Organism: Penicillium alfredii
Lineage: Eukaryota; Fungi; Ascomycota; Eurotiomycetes; Eurotiales; Aspergillaceae
Product: actin-related protein 2/3 complex subunit 2
Exons: 4
Coding region: 1-1086 (361 amino acids)
Biological process (GO): actin filament polymerization; Arp2/3 complex-mediated actin nucleation
Cellular component (GO): Arp2/3 protein complex; actin cytoskeleton
Molecular function (GO): actin filament binding; structural constituent of cytoskeleton
Source: RefSeq, a predicted model, not a curated record